Messenger RNA from Coccinella septempunctata (seven-spotted ladybird), 2043 nucleotides. It is a transcript of the gene Rcc1, whose product is annotated as regulator of chromosome condensation. The record is from RefSeq and is a predicted model, not a curated record. The transcript is spliced from 7 exons. Gene Ontology annotation, cellular component: cytoplasm. The coding region runs from base 171 to 1463 and encodes 430 amino acids. Gene Ontology annotation, molecular function: guanyl-nucleotide exchange factor activity. Lineage: Eukaryota; Metazoa; Arthropoda; Insecta; Coleoptera; Coccinellidae.
AGUUACAAAUUAACUUAACCUCUUCGUUUCUUGUGCUUAUUUCCCGCCGUGCUUUUUCUCAAACUGAAAUCAGUACCUAUUUAUUUACGUUAGUACUGAAAAACUUUUAACUAGAAAAUAUAAAGCAGUUCAAAUUAUUAGAAUAAGUGAGUAAAUUGUGUAAAAUCAAAAUGCCCCCAAAAAGGAAAUUAAAAGCCGUAACCGAAGACAAAAAAGCCAAACGGACAAAAUUUACUCUUGAUGAUAGUAUAUUUCCUCCAUCUACGAAACAAGGGACUGUUUUAGUAACCGGUCAAAAUGACGUAGGCCAAUUAGGCCUAGGAGAUGAAGUUAUGGAAAAAAGUAGAUUAGCACUAUUACAGUUAGAAAAUAACGAAAUUGUAGAUAUUUGUGCUGGUGGUAUGCACACAGUUUGUCUGACUAAAGAUGGUAAAGUAUUUACUUUUGGAUGUAACGAUGAAGGAGCACUUGGGAGAAAAACAGACGACGAGGAAAAUUCAGAAUAUGUGCCUGGACCUGUUGAAUUACCUGGAAAAGCUAUCCAAAUUUCAGCUGGGGACUCCCAUACUGUUGCUUUGUUGGAAGAUGGAAAAGUAUUUGCUUGGGGAACAUUUAGGGAUACUCAUGGAAACAUGGGUUUAACCAUGUCAGGUAAUGAAAGAUUACCUUAUGAGAUUAUUAAGAAUGUCCCUAUAAUGAAGGUAGCAUCAGGAGAGAAUCACAUUGUUCUCUUGACACGUUUUGGCCAAGUUUAUACUUGUGGAAAUGGUGAACAAGGCCAACUUGGUAGGACAACUGAAAGGCAUAGUGGACGUGAUGGUAGAGGAGGAAUGAGCAACGCACAAAGAAAUAAACUGCUCAUACCAGCUUUGAUAAAUGUCAAGCCCUCGCUUAGACUCCAUUUUGACAACAUAUGGUGUGGAUCUUGUGGUACUUAUGUGAAAGUUGCGGGUGCUGAUGAUAUUUAUGUCUUUGGUCUUAAUAAUUACGGCCAAUUAGGAUUGAAUCAUAGUGGCCAACAAUAUAUUCCAGCUCACAGCAAAAUAUUUUCUAAUCAAAAAUUAAUAGAAAUAAGCGGUGGUGUGCACCACACGUUAGCAUUGAAUGAAAGCGGCCAAACGUUUGCCAUCGGAAGACAUGAAUAUGGAAGAUUAGGAUUGGGAGAAGCCGCGAAGGAUGCAACGGAAUUGGUCGAGAUUCCAAAACUGAAAGAAAUUAAAGUUACUACAAUUUCUGCUGGAUCUUGCACCUCAUUUGCUGUUUCAGAAAAAGGAGAGUUAUACUGUUGGGGCAUGGGAACGUCUGGUCAAUUAGGAACUGGAAAUGACGAAGACUGCCUGGAGCCUACCCUUGUUCAAGGUAAACAAUUGGAACAACGCUCCGUCAUAAAGGUAUCCAGUGGUGGACAACAUACUGUAGUAUUGGCUUUUACCAUAAAUAACAAUGAGAAUGGAAGUAAAUAGGUAAACAACAAAGUACGGUUAAGCAGAUUGAACAUAGGAUAAAAUCAUUUUCACAUUGUCAAUUCUCAUAUUUUGGAAACAGUUAUUAAAUGUGCUUUAACUGAGAGUGUUAUUCGUUACGUACAGCAAAAAAAACUAAAGUGUUUAUGUUGAUUCAUUUUCCAAUAUUCUAAGUUGUAGAGUUAUUAUAUUGUAAAUAAUGUGAAGUAACUAGGGCUGCACAGAACAGUGGUAAAAUGAAUAACUUCAUGGAAGUUACAUGGAGACAAAAUUUGACUUUGUAUAAACUUAAUUGUUAAAGUGUAAGUUCAAGUUGACCUUGAACAGACACAACUAAGUUUUGUAUGCCAUUGUUUUUUUCUGACUUUCGAAAAUUGAGUAAGUGUUUAAUUCUCUUGUGUUUCUUUCUUUUUACUUACAAUUAUUUAUAAACGUUUUUACGUCAAGUUUUGUUUCUAAUUGGUAAAUUAUUUAAUUGAUUCUGUCGCAAUUUAAAAUUCAUUUAUGUUACUUUUUAAUAGUCAAUAAUUGGUUGGAAAUUGUAUUACUUCAUGAGGAAUUAAUAAAGAUAUUAAGAAAA